Molecule: messenger RNA, 3027 nt
Organism: Apodemus sylvaticus (European woodmouse)
Lineage: Eukaryota; Metazoa; Chordata; Mammalia; Rodentia; Muridae
Exons: 3
Coding region: 205-2865 (886 amino acids)
Source: RefSeq, a predicted model, not a curated record
AAAAUGAGUUUGUUAUGAAUAAUACAUUAGGAACCAGGCAUGGUGGUGCAUUCCUUUAAUCCCAGAAGAGACAGGUAGAUCUCUAUUGAGUUCUACAGAAUAAAACCUAACUCAAAUCUUGGUUUAUAUGCACAGUGCCUAUGCCUGUAAUCCCAGCCAUUGGCAGGAGGCAGGAUCACAAACACUAGGUCAUCCUCCACUGCCAUGCGCAGCAAGUACCAGGUCAUCCUCCACUGCUCUACACACCAAGUACCAGGUCAUCCUCCACUGCCAUGCGCAGCAAGUACCAGGUCAUCCUCCACUGCCAUGCACAGCAAGUACCAGGUCAUCCUCCACUGCCAUGCACAGCAAGUACCAGGUCAUCCUCCACUGCCCUACACAGCAAGUACCAGGCCAUCCUCCACUGCCAUGCACAGCAAAUACCAGGUCAUCCUCCACUGCUCUACACACCAAGUACCAGGCCAUCCUCCACUGCCCUACACAGCAAGUACCAGGCCAUCCUCCACUGCUCUACACAGCAAGUACCAGGUCAUCCUCCACUGCUCUACACAGCAUGCACCAGGCCAUCCUCCACUGCUCUACACAGCAAGUACCAGGUCAUCCUCCACUGCUCUACACAGCAAGUACAAGGUCAUCCUCCACUGCUCUACACAGCAUGCACCAGGUCAUCCUCCACUGCCCUACACAGCAAGUACCAGGUCAUCCUCCACUGCCCUACACAGCAUGCACCAGGUCAUCCUCCACUGCCCUACACAGCAAGUACCAGGUCAUCCUCCACUGCCCUACACAGCAAGUACCAGGUCAUCCUCCACUGCCCUACACAGCAAGUACCAGGUCAUCCUCCACUGCCCUACACAGCAAGCACCAGGUCAUCCUCCACUGCCCUACACAGCAAGUACCAGGUCAUCCUCCACUGCCCUACACAGCAAGUACCAGGUCAUCCUCCACUGCUCUACACACCAAGUACCAGGUCAUCCUCCACUGCCCUACACAGCAAGCACCAGGUCAUCCUCCACUGCUCUACACAGCAAGUACCAGGUCAUCCUCCACUGCCAUGCACAGCAAGUACCAGGCCAUCCUCCACUGCCCUACACAGCAAGUACCAGGUCAUCCUCCACUGCUCUACACACCAAGUACCAGGUCAUCCUCCACUGCCCUACACAGCAUGCACCAGGUCAUCCUCCACUGCUCUACACAGCAAGUACCAGGUCAUCCUCCACUGCCCUACACAGCAAGCACCAGGUCAUCCUCCACUGCCCUAUACAGCAAACACCAGGUCAUCCUUCACUGCUCUACACAGCAAGCACCAGGUCAUCCUCCACUGCCCUACACAGCAAGCACCAAGUCAUCCUCCACUGCUCUACACAGCAAGCACCAGGUCAUCCUCCACUGCCCUACACAGCAAGCACCAAGUCAUCCUCCACUGCUCUACACAGCAAGCACCAGGUCAUCCUCCACUGCCCUACACAGCAAGUACCAGGUCAUCCUCCACUGCUCUACACAGCAAGUACCAGGUCAUCCUCCACUGCUCUACACAACAAGCACCAGGUCAUCCUCCACUGCCAUGCACAACAAGCACCAGGUCAUCCUCCACUGCCCUACACAGCAAGCACCAGGUCAUCCUCCACUGCCCUAUACAGCAAGUACCAGGUCAUCCUCCACUGCUCUACACAGCAAGUACCAGGUCAUCCUCCACUGCCCUACACAGCAAGUACCAGGUCAUCCUCCACUGCCCUAUACAGCAUGCACCAGGUCAUCUUCCACUGCCCUACACAGCAAGUACCAGGUCAUCCUCCACUGCCCUACACAGCAAGCACCAAGUCAUCCUCCACUGCUCUACACAACAAGCACCAGGUCAUCCUCCACUGCCCUACACAGCAUGCACCAGGUCAUCCUCCACUGCCCUACACAGCAUGCACCAGGUCAUCCUCCACUGCCCUACACAGCAUGCACCAGGUCAUCUUCCACUGCCCUAUACAGCAAGUACCAGGUCAUCCUCCACUGCUCUACACAACAAGCACCAGGUCAUCCUCCACUGCCCUACACAGCAAGCACCAGGUCAUCCUCCACUGCCCUAUACAGCAAGUACCAGGUCAUCCUCCACUGCUCUACACAGCAAGUACCAGGUCAUCCUCCACUGCCCUACACAGCAAGUACCAGGUCAUCCUCCACUGCCCUAUACAGCAAGUACCAGGUCAUCCUCCACUGCUCUACACAGCAAGUACCAGGUCAUCCUCCACUGCCCUACACAGCAAGCACCAAGUCAUCCUCCACUGCUCUACACAACAAGCACCAGGUCAUCCUCCACUGCCCUACACAGCAUGCACCAGGUCAUCCUCCACUGCCCUACACAGCAUGCACCAGGUCAUCCUCCACUGCCCUACACAGCAUGCACCAGGUCAUCCUCCACUGCCCUACACAGCAAGUACCAGGUCAUCUUCCACUGCCCUACACAGCAUGCACCAGGUCAUCCUCCACUGCCCUACACAGCAUGCACCAGGUCAUCCUCCACUGCCCUACACAGCAUGCACCAGGUCAUCCUCCACUGCCCUACACAGCAUGCACCAGGUCAUCCUCCACUGCCCUACACAGCAAGUACCAGGUCAUCUUCCACUGCUCUACACAGCAUGCACCAGGUCAUCCUCCACUGCCCUACACAGCAUGCACCAGGUCAUCUUCCACUGUCCUACACAGCAUGCACCAGGUCAUCCUCCACUGCUCUACACAGCAAGUUCUGGGCUAGCCCUAGACUACCUCAGACUCUGUCUCAAAAGAAAAAAAAAAAGGAACUGCUCCAACACGGCAGUGUGCUGCCCUAUCUGUCUGGCUCAUACCUGCUUCCUGACAUUCAAGGCCUGUGCCUGACUGAAGAGUGAAUGAAGCAGAACUGACUGCUCUAUACCCUGAGUGAGUAACCUGAGACAGCAAAUUUACUUUGACUAGACACUGAAGAGGAACAGCUGAUUCCUGCCCCCCUCCCUUCUAAAUAAACUGUGGACAUCCACAAACCUAACCCACUUUCUCUAC